AUGUGUGCGUUUGUGUGUCAAUGUAUAGGAAAUAUUGAUGAUGGAAGCAAUGCGAAAGUUGCUGCUGAUCAUUACCAUCGAUAUCCGGAAGAUUUGGAUCUGAUGAAAGAUCUUGGAGUUAAUAGCUAUCGAUUCUCGUUGUCAUGGGCUCGGAUUCUUCCAAAGGGAAGAUUUGGAGAUGUGAACAUGAAAGGUAUUGAUCAUUACAACAGAAUGAUCAAUGCUAUUCUCGAAAGGGGAGGAACAAAGAGGAAAGAUUCUUCAGCAGAUAGGUUAGCUGCUGAGAGAGCUCAAGCUUUCUAUAUGACUUGGUUUUUGGACCCGGUUGUGUAUGGAAGAUAUCCGAAAGAAAUGCAGGAAAUUCUUGGAGAAGAUCUCCCUGAAUUCUCAAAAGAUGAUCUCAAAAGCUUCAAGACUGGAUUAGACUACAUUGGGAUUAAUCAGUACACAGGCGGAUACGCGAAAGACUGUCUUCAUUCCGAAUGUGAACCGGGCAAAGGAGGUUCUAGAGCUGAAGGAAUGGAGAAGGUGUUGAUGUACGCAACAGAGCGAUACAAAAACAUUCCAUUGUAUGUCACAGAAAACGGUUAUGGUGAGAACAUUACUGGAGUAUUGUUAAACGACAACGAUCACGAUCACCGGAGCAUAAAGUUCAUGCGUGGCUACUUAGAUGCAGUUAAAAGAGCAAUGAGGAGAGGAGCAGAUGUAAGAGGAUAUUUCAUAUGGUCUUUACUAGACAACUUUGAAUGGGUAUACGGUUAUACCUCAAGAUUCGGUCUCUACCAUGUCGAUUUCGAUACUCUAGAGAGAACUCCGAGACUCUCGGCUUCUUGGUACAAGAACUUCAUUUUCAAGAACAGAGCUCAAUCCAAAGAUGCUGAUGCCUGA
Messenger RNA from Microthlaspi erraticum, 888 nucleotides. The record is from the annotation of a GenBank genome assembly. NCBI's taxonomy places the organism in Eukaryota, Viridiplantae, Streptophyta, Magnoliopsida, Brassicales, Brassicaceae.